Paramecium tetraurelia is the source of this 7176-nucleotide messenger RNA. RefSeq lists its product as uncharacterized. The transcript has 4 exons. The record is from RefSeq and is a predicted model, not a curated record. Lineage: Eukaryota; Ciliophora; Oligohymenophorea; Peniculida; Parameciidae.
AUGGAUAAUUAAUUGUGUUUGAAAAGUGAUUAUAUUUGUAAGACAUAUGAUAUUUUUGGAUAUUGUGUUGAUUGUCCAUUAGGCAUGUACUUAAUUUUUUACUUUUGUUCUUCAUGCCCUAAGUCUUGCACUUCAUGCUAAAGAGAUCAAUUAAAUAGAUUGAUGUGUUAAACAUGUAUUGAAUAAUAUGCUAUUAAAAAUGGUGCAUGUAUUAAAUGUGGUAGUGAUUGUGAAAUUUGUAAAGAUACUUAUGAUGAUAAUCUGGGAUAAAGUUAUUUGAAAUGUUUGAAAUGUAUUGAUGAUUCUCAAUACCUAAUUUCUCUUGAUGGUAUUAAUUGCAUAUUAAAUGACAUUCUUCAUUGUGAGUAUGCAUUUUAAACAUUAGAUGAUGAUUAUACUAUAAACUCUCUGGAUAUCAAUUUCACACCAUAGUUUGAUUAAAGUAAAUUUAAAUUAUUAUGUGCAAAAUGUGAACCAAAUUAUUUAUUUGUUUUUGGAAGCUAAUAAUGCAUUUAUUAUGAUAAUACUGAAAAUUGUUAUACAGGGAUUGGAUAGUUCAGAAGUGAUCAAACCUUAGAAUUAUUAUCAUGUAUAAAGUCAGAUAAGUAUGAAAAAGAAGUUGUUGAAUUUAUUGAAAACUGCAGCAAAAAAGUAAUGUAUUGUUAGGUUUGUCUUGAGACUAACAUUCAAAAUUAUUUUCUUUGUUUAGAGUGUCAAACUGGAUAUUAUGCAGAAUAAGCGUCUGGUUAGUGUAUUUAAUGUCCAUAUGAGCUGAAUUGUAUUUAAUGUUAUUAGCAACAUUCUAUUUCAAAAGAUCAUUGGAAAAAAGAUGUUAGAGCAUUUUAUAGAAGAUACAUAGAAAUAACAAAUACUCAUUAAUUUACUCUAAAUGCUCAGAGUUAAAAUGUAAAUGAUUAUGAAUUUGUUUGUUAAGUGUGCUAAAAUGGAUAUAGAGAAUAUAAAAAUAAAUGCAUAAAAAAUUUUUCAGAUUCUUGCAUUGAAUCCUUAUUAAAAGAUGAUUAAUAUUAUUGUGUAAAGUGCUUUAAGGAUUAAAAAGGAAGAAAAUAAUCUAUUAUCAAUAAUGAAUGUAUUGAAUGCCCAGAAAAUUGUCAGUUAUGUAGGCCAAGGUCAGCCUAAGAGAUUGAAGCAAUUAAUCCAUUAUUCAACAAUUAGAAAUAUUAAAAGUACACUAAUCAAUGCGUUAAGAGUUAUGAUGACUAAAGUUAUUAUUAUGAUAAAGAUUUAGGAUUAUAUGUAGAAUGUUAAUAAACUUCAAAUGGAAAUGGAUGUUAUAAAUAAUUAAUUAUAGAAUUAAAUUUAUAUUAGGAUUAAUUUCUUUAUUUUGAUGAUUUGAAUAAAUUAUAAGAUGAAGAUAGUAGAAUUGAAUUCAAAAAAAGAAACACCUAUCUCUAAAGUUUUAAUUCAUUUGAUAUGUUAUUUGGUGAAUUUGAAAAUGAAGAAUUCUACACACUGGCCAAUAUGAAAUAAAUUAAAUCUAUUGUAAUAAAAGUUGUUAGUGUUCUAAUUAGUAAUGCUAGUAUUACUGGUAUUCUUAGUCAAAAAUUUUGCAAUAACAUUUUCUCAGUUAUAAAUGUUGAACUAAUUUUUGAAAUGCCUUAAGGAACUGUAAUAUCUAUAAAAGAAUUAGUGUAGUUCAGUAAUUUCAACAAGAUUUUACUAAUUAAUAUUACUUUUGAUGCAUGUGUUCCUUGUAAUUCUUAGAUAAACCUUAUUUUUGAUAGUGUAUUCCCGUAAAUUAUUACUUUGAAUUAAAUUACAAUCUAACAAAUAUACGAGCCAUCAUAUUUUGAUUAUUUCAAGAUUUAAAUAUAAAAUCUACAAAACCUCUUUGCCAAUGGACUUAAACUUAUUUCAUUUGGUUAAACAAGUGUAGAUUAGUUUCUUACGAUAUCUGGAUCAAAUGCUAAUAAAUCUAUUAUUUUUAAAGAUUUAGAAAUAACAAACUGUUAAUUUUCAAAUUCAAUUAUAUUUCGGAUAGAAUUGUAAGAAAAUGAUGUGAUUGAGUUUGAUAAAGUUACUGUAUAAAAUUCAUAAUUCAACAAUAUAACAUUUAUUUAAAUCGACACUUUGGCUCCAGCAGGAUAUUUAAUAUUAAAAAACAUAGAAAUCGAGAGUGAAAUAUCUGAUAGCAAAACCUUUUUUGCGUUAUAAUCCUUUAAGGAAAUAGAAAUAACAAAUUUUAGUAUAAUGUAAACAGUCAUAAAUAGUUCAACAAUUCUCAUUCUGAACAAUGAUGCUUUAUUAAAUAAUGUACAGUUUCUAAGUAAUUCUUUUAUAUCUAGUAGCUUUGGAAUUAUUAAUAUGAACUAAUUAUCUUAUUUGGAUUAUGAUUACUAAUUUAAUAAUGUCUAAUUUGAAAACAAUAAAUAUAAUAAUGUCAUUAAAUUCAUUGAAUUCAACAAAUAUUAGAGUUCAAUUUAACGGGUUAAAAUUGAAGAAAUUAAGCUUAUUAAUAAUUAUUUAGUAGAUGAAGCCCUAGAGUAUAACUAAUAACAGAUUGAUUCUUCUUUAGUCUUAAUUCAGUUUGACGAGAUUUCGAUAAUCAACUUUUUCAUUAAUAGAGGCUUUGGAUUAAUUGAAUUCUCAUUAUAAGAAUCAAAGGUUUUAUCAAUAAUAAAUGGAAAAAUAAGGUAAGAAUAAUUUUAGUUCUUGGGAUUGCAUAAGAAUUUAAAUUGCCAAUUAAAAUAAGUUAAAGGUCAAUUAUAUCCUUCUUCAAUAAAUAUUGGAUCUUUUUAGAAUGCUUCAUUUUAGAAUGUCUCAAUAAUAUAGGCUUCAACAUACAAUUUUCCAAUUAUCAAGAUUCAAUCAGCCUUAUUGAGUCAAAGAAGAAUUUUGGAAAAUCUUGUUUUAGAGAAUAUUUUUUUUUAAUAAAAUUUACUACUAUUAAGUAAAGUAUAAUUUUCACCUUCUUUGAUUUAAAUUGAUUCUCUUUAAGAAAGUAUAAUCGUAAUCAAUAAUCUAACAUUUCAACUUAAUGUUCUCCACGAAUACAUUUAAGAUGAUUUAGUAAAAUAAACUGGACUGCUAUUAAUUAAUUGUCCAAACUGUUAAAUCCGAUUAUUGAAUUCGAUUUUCAACAAUAAUAUUGUCACGAAUAGUAGUGGAACUAUUUUAUCAAUAGUAACUAAAUCUUUUGAAUUAACAAACUGUAGUUUCGAAAGUAACAAUAUCUUUAAUUAUGAUGUCUUAAAACCUCAUUUAUUGUGGGGAUUUACUCAACCUUUAACUUAAAAAAUUAUCAAUAAAGUCUUUUAAGUAAAAUCGUUGUCUGGAAAUGGAUAAAUUUGGGUUUAAUCAUUGAAUAUACUUAAUAGUAAAUUCUUCAAUUCAAUCGGAUAAUUAGGCGGUUGUUUCUCUAUAUUUGCUUAAGGAUCAUCUCGAAUGAUAAUUGAAAAUAACUCAUUUUACAAUUUGUCGACCUAGUUUUAUUAAGAAAUUGAACAAGGAGGAGUCCUUUACAUCGAAGGUUCUUCUGCAGCAGCUCUUGAAAUUUUCAUAAAAAACACAAAAGUUGAAAAUGUACAUUGCAGAUAAUAUGGAGGAUUUCUGUAUCUAAAAUCUAAUAACUCUUAAACUAAUCUCACAAUAAGCGACAUUAUUCUAAGAGACAUUUAUGCAUAACAAGGAUCUGUUGUGUUCAUAUCCUAUUCGAGAUUAGUUGAGGAUCAAUAAACUAUUUUCAUCUAAAAAUUAGAAAUUACAAACUCUCAAAAUGGCUAUUUUCAAUUUUUAAAUAAAUUUACAAUAGUUGCUAAUGAAUUUGAAAAAUACUAUGUAAUUAAUAAUAGAACAUUAUUUUUUGUGGAAUAUGGAUCCUCUCUUACAUUGUAAAAUAUAUCUUCAUAUUACCUAAUUCAAGAAUCUUUUCUAAAUUUGUAAAACACAAGGAAUAUUUAUAUGGAUACAAUAAAUAUAUAAAAUAGUUAUAUCAGUAAUUAAUUGAUCUCAAUAAAUCCCGUUUUAUAUAAGAAUGUUACAAUAAGGCUACGUAACUUCAACAUAGAGUUUAUUUUUGUAGGAUUUGAAUUUAAAAAUCUGACUUGUACAAAUUCAACAUCCACAGUAUAAGAUGCUUUCUAUGAAUGCCCAAUGGUAUCUUAAAGGGCCCCUAAUUCUCUCGAGCAGGAUGAUGAUAACUACGAAUUGAUUGGACAAUGUUUGUAUAUAUCAUUAAGGAAACAAUUAGAUGUUUCUAAUUCAGGAUUGAUAGUUUUCAAAUAUUCUACUCUCCAGUGUUAAUUAGAAAUGUAUGUUGUUUUCCUCAGAUAAGUAGACUGUAAGGUUUGUAACUCAGGAUUGAUUUCUCUAUAACUUUAAGAUUCAAAUUUACAGGAGUGGAAAGCCUAUAGCUAAUAACUAAAUCAAAUAAAAGUACUAAACUCAAAUUGUGGUUAAAAAGGGUGUAUAGUUGUCGAGAGGAUCUAAUUAUUAAGUAGAAGAAACUUGAUUGAGAUAUAGUCGUAGUUACAAUAUGAUCUACAAAUUUCUAACUAUUUAUGUUUCCUUAAUCUUGGUAAAGAUGGAACUUGCCUCUAUUUGAACUAAAUUAAAACUAUGAUACAAUUUUCAACAUUUUAAUCAAAUAAUGCUUCAAAUAAUGGUGGAGCUCUGUAUAUCUUAGGAGACCAACCUCUUUUAGUUGAAAACAGUAUGAUUGUAAAUAAUAGAGCAAAUGUUGGAGGGGGCAUUUAUCUUCAAGAUUAAUUAUCGAUGAAUUACGAAUAAACUCAUACAAUACUUUAGAAGAAUUCAGCUAUUUUAUAUGGUAAUAAUAUCGCUUCGAAUCCUGAAAGAUUGUCAAUUUAAUUAAAGGAUGAUUUGGCUAUGUUGAAUACAGUUAAUUAUAUUGACAAUAAAACAAUGAAAAUUGAUGAAAUUAUGGUUUAACCAUUUUAACUUAUCAAUGGAAAGUAUUCUAAAUAUGUUCAAUUGCCAACAGGACAAUCGAUAUCUAAAUAUCAAUUUUUUGAUUGGAAGAAUUAAGUAUUCAUAAAUGCUAAAAUGAUAUUUCGAAUAUUAACAUUAAACAGAGAUUAGACUAUCAAUCUAAAUCCAUCAAUUGAAAGGUCAAUAUGUACUAUUCAGAGCAGAGAAUAUAAUAUUUCUAAGGAAGAUGAGGAUUAAUUAUUCACUAACAAUUACACAAAUCUUAACUCAAUUAAAUUUAAUUCAGAUACUUUAGAUUAUAAUUUAGAUGAAUUAAUUGUGUAUUUUAAUAAUGAAGUACCAGAAGAUAUUGUACUUCAACUUGAAUUCAUGUGUGAGACAAUUAAGGUGCCUAUUUUUGGUUUAGAAUAUCCAUAUUUUGUUGAAAGUUAUCAUGAUAACUAUAAACUAAGGAUUAAUGUUAAGACUUUCGAAUGUUAAUUUGGGGAAAUCAAAAACAUAACUAAUUUCUCUUGUGAACAAUGUGAUUCAACUCAAGGACUCUAUUCAUUAGAAGUGAAUGCAUAAAAGUGUGAUGUAAAGGAUGAUAUGUCAUCUAUUGCUGUUUAGAAUAAUUAAAUACAAUUAAGGAAUGGAUAUUGGAGACCUAAUUUUGAUACAAAAUUAAUCAGUUAUUGCAUCAAUUUACCAAAGAAUUGCAAUGGUGGAUGGAAUGAAGGUGAUACUUCUUGCUAUAUUGGACAUCUAGGAGCUCUUUGUGAAUAAUGUGAUUUAUACAAUAUCAGAGGAGAUGGUUCAUUUUCAGUGACUGAAUAAUAUACCUGUGGAACUUGUUUGGAUCAGGGCAGAAAUGUAAUUAUGAUUGUAGGUGUAAUUAUCAUGACUAUGAUCUUUAUUGUUAUCUCAGUCUCUGGUAACAUAAAAACAGUUGAGUAACACACUCGAGGUUAGCCAUUCAAAAACAUGAGAAUCUCAAACUUUUUAAAUAAAGCAUAGUCGGGCAUAUUGAUUAAGAUGUUAACAACUUAUCUCUAAAUCAUUGUUACCAUAACUACAUUUUAACUUAAUUUCCCAUAAGAGUUGAAUCGUACCAUAUCUGCAGUAGGAAAUCCUUUAUAAACAGUUACUCAUUCUCUUGAUUGCUUUUUAGUAAAUAUAAUUCAUGUAGAUAUUCAAUAUAGUAGGAUGAUAUGGCAAAUCAUCAUGCCUUUUCUGUAUAUUAAUUUCUUUCUGGGAUUCUAUUUGAUGGCAGCUCAUUUUAAAUUAGCAUCGUACAAUUCCAGUGUUCCCACUACAUCCUUGAUUUAUGGGUACCUUUAUUUCUCUCCCAAUUUAGCAGAUGGCUUAGUUUAAUUGGCAUCCUAUAGGUAAAUUUCAGGAUUUAAAUGGAUACAAGCCAAUGUAUCAGAACGGUAUGAUACGAUUAUUCACAUUAAAUGGAUGGUUUAUUUCUGUCUACCUUUUUUACUAAUUUUGGGUAUCUUAAUCCCAUUCUAUUUAUUAUAUGGACUUUAUAAAUGCAGAAGAGUCUAAGAUCAAAGAUCUACUCGACUUCAUUGGGGUUAUUUAUAUCAUGAAUACAAAGAAGAAGCCUACUUUUGGGAAUUGAUAAAGAUAGUUUAAAAAGAAUUAAUCAUCUUAUCUCUGAUUUAUUAUUAGGAUAGCAUAGCAGUUAAAGGUAUCCUAGUACUUUUCAUCACUUAUCUCUAUUAAGAACUCAAUAGCAAUUACAGACCCUACAAAUUAAGUAGUCUCAACAAUUUAGAUUAUUAUUCUGCAAAUAUAUGUAUGAUUACCAUCAGCCUAGCCAUUGGAGCAUAUUUAGCCUAAUCUUCAGAUAUAUCUGGACUUUAAAUAUUAUUUUUUAUCAUGAUGGCCCUCUUUAAUUUUCUUUUCCUGUAUAAGAUAAUUACUAAAAUAAUAGCAGAGUAUUCAAAGGCUUAUUAAUUUGCAUUUGAUAAAUUAAAAGAAAUAGUUAAAUCCAAAUUACCAAAUUUACAGCAUUCAAGAUAUUUCAAGAACCUACUAAAAAACAAAACCUAAGAAAAGGAAAGAGUUUAAAAAGCAUUCAAAAAAUUGAGAGUGUUUGGCAUAACUUUGGCAAAAAGAAUAAUUGAAUAAAAAAAUUAAUCAAUUGAAAAUUACAAAAGAUUUAAAAUUAGUGAAAUUAUUGAUUCUUAAGGGUAUUAGAGAAAAGAGACCAAACUAGAUCUCUAAGAACCUGACAAAGUAACUAUGCAAAGAUUUCUUUAGAGUAGCCAUUAUUGA